AUGAAAACCAUUGGAAUCAUCGGUGGCCUCGCAUGGCCCAGCACGAUCACAUACUACCAAAACAUCAACCGUCUUAUCUCAGAGAAACUUGGACCCCUUCACUGCGCAAAGCUUAUCAUCGUCCAGAUCAACUUUGAUCAGAUCACGAAAUGGAUAAACAGCGAGCAAUGGGAGAAAGUGGCGGAAGCUCUUCUUUCACUUGCUCGGCAGUUAGAGCGCGGUGGGGCGGAUUUUAUAGUAGUCGCUUGUAAUACGGUGCACAAGGUGGUCCCGGCGAUUCAGGACCAGAUUCCACUGCCAAUAUUGCAUAUUGUCGAUGCUGCGUCUGGGAAGAUACGGGAGCUAGGUUUCAGCCGGGUCGGGCUAAUCGGGAGUGCACUUACUAUGACCGACGAUUACUUUGCUGGACGCCUUGCGAAAUACCAGAUUGAGGCUCUGCUCCCUAGUGAGGGCGAUCAAAAGAUGAUUCAUCAUGCAUUGGAAACUGAAUUGGCACCUGGUAUCUUUUUGCCGGAGACACGGGCAAGGUUUAAAGAGGCCAUUGGUCGGUUGAUUGAGCGAGGAGCCGAAGCUAUUGUUCUUGGUUGUACCGAAUUUGGGAAGCUGGUGCAGGCUGAUGACAGCAGUGUUCCGCUGAUAGACACGGCGAAGGUGCACUCAGAAAUGGCGGCGAAGAUGGCUCUUUCCUAG
Messenger RNA from Penicillium daleae, 690 nucleotides. Its product is annotated as aspartate/glutamate racemase family protein. Bases 1 to 690 code for a protein of 229 amino acids. Gene Ontology annotation, molecular function: amino-acid racemase activity. The record is from RefSeq and is a predicted model, not a curated record. Lineage: Eukaryota; Fungi; Ascomycota; Eurotiomycetes; Eurotiales; Aspergillaceae. The transcript has a single exon.